Messenger RNA from Loa loa (African eye worm), 1833 nucleotides. RefSeq lists its product as hypothetical. The record is from RefSeq and is a predicted model, not a curated record. The transcript is spliced from 9 exons. Lineage: Eukaryota; Metazoa; Nematoda; Chromadorea; Rhabditida; Onchocercidae. Bases 1 to 1833 code for a protein of 610 amino acids.
AUGGAAAAUAUUGCAGUAGGUGCAGAAUAUUACGCAUCAUCACGUCGUAAGCGUUUUACACGUCGUCAACGACGUAAUUUAACUGACGGAAUUUGUGGAGAACGUACAUCGAGAUCAACCUCCGCUUUAAAUAAAGUGCACAAAAUAGAAUAUACAACAAGCAGCAGUGAUAGCGACAACAUCAGAGAGCAAAGAAAACGAUCGAAUCAAUUAGCAACAACAAGGAAGAGGGGUCAAUCAACAACCGCACGUGGCGUAACAUCACCAGCGGAAGCAGCCUUCCUUUCACUGAGGCAAAAUUAUGUUUAUUCCAGUUUGCUUACCCGAUCGACAACAGAAAUUUGCUGCAAAUCAACUUCAACACGGGUAUCAACAUCCAACGAACCUGUUGAUACAUUCCACAAAUUUAAAGGACCAGCAGCUCGAAAAGCUCAUCGUCGUACACUUCGAUAUAAAUUGAAUUUAUUCGCCAAUAAUCAACUGGAAACGAAAGCAGGAUCACAAGCAGGAUUGGAUAUUCAUACUAACAACACACAGCCGGAAAAAGAUACGCGUAUUCGGCGUUCGAUGUCUGUCCGGGAGUUGAACGGAACGAUGAUCGACUUUACUAAUCAAGAUUCUGUUACCAGGUGGACAUCGCAAAUUCUCGCCGAAAUAGACUCAUUGCCGUCUAGUAGUUUUGAUUUAACCGGACAGCCAACUUCGCAAUCAUCACCUUUUAUCAGUACUGGUACUUCCGCUGCUAUUACUGAUAUCAUUAGCUCUAUUACUGAUACUAAUAUAUCAAGUCCGAAUAAUCCAGAAUGUGAUCCAUUAGAGCGAAAUAUACAAUCGCCAUUAGAAAAUGACUCAAAUAUUUCAUUCGAAAUGGGUGUAAUGAAUUCGACGCUAUCAGCGCAAUCUCAUGAUAACAAAUCGCAAAGUGGUUAUUGGACGCAGAAAAUUGCAUCGAAAUCCAGUCCCAGUCGUUUUGCAAAAUUUCAGAAAAGAAAUUCCCUUAAAAAAGACAUUUGGCAUCAAUCAGCGGACAUUCCUGAAACUUCCUGUACAGCACAAAUAGUACUAACAGCGCGGCCAUCGAAUCGUCGCAAACAAUCUGCACAUGCGGUCGUUAUCAGCGCGCCAAAAAAUCCGAAAAGAUCAGAAGAAGUCCAUUUUUUAUCACCAAGAUUUGGUAGCAAUAAUGAUAGAGCAAAUUUGCAAAAUCAUAUCAAUCCUAAGAAUAAAAGUAGCAACAAUGAAUCAUCACGUUUGUGGCGUUUCUUGUCCCGAAAAAAAUAUUCAUCAUUCAAAAAAUAUCUAAAAUUGCAUCAAAAGAACGCUCCAACGAUCGAAAUCAUUUCUGAUACCGAAGUUUCGGGAUUUGGCACAGGAGAUCUACCGGUAUUUACGAGUGUCGAAAAUCACUUUUCUGAAUGUAACUCGGAACCAAAGUGGAAGAAUAGCGAAAUAGAAUCAAAUGACGGCUUACCGGUACCUAGAACUAGUUUACCUCUAACUAUGGAUAUGAAACCAUACCAACGUUUCUCACGAAUGCCAAAUUCAGUCCAUGGACAAUUAUCUGGUUAUACGACCUCAAAUGAUAUGCAAUGGCGAAGAAAUAUUGAUGGAGCUAAUGCGAAAAACAGUAGUGAUGUACGUGUCGGUAACCGCACAUGUUUCUCUAUGGAAAGUAUCGAUUUGGCAAAAGAGAGCGCUACUUAUGAUAGAUUAAAAUUCUUGGGUGAAACAAAGAAGAUUCAACUUGUUGAUGAGACACCAUCUUCGCUUACCGUUUGGAAACGAAGGGUCUUUAUUGCUAUAAUAACUAACCGUUUAUGCUUACUGAAGUGA